Molecule: messenger RNA, 3675 nt
Organism: Rasamsonia emersonii CBS 393.64
Lineage: Eukaryota; Fungi; Ascomycota; Eurotiomycetes; Eurotiales; Trichocomaceae
Product: DNA-directed RNA polymerase
Exons: 3
Coding region: 1-3675 (1224 amino acids)
Biological process (GO): DNA-templated transcription
Cellular component (GO): RNA polymerase III complex
Molecular function (GO): DNA-directed RNA polymerase activity; DNA binding; ribonucleoside binding
Source: RefSeq, a predicted model, not a curated record
AUGCCUCCACGCAAAAGGCCGCAGCCCGCGGUCGACCCCGCUGCAUCGGCGCCCAAUCUCCCAGAGCAGGUUUCUCAGUCUGCAAAGUCUCAGGGCCUGGAUGCCGCUCAGAAACGAAAGCGCUUCGCCCAGCCCAAGCAACCGGUGAAUCCAGCGCAAGCUACCGAAAAUGGAGAUCAUCAACGCGACCAGAGAGAUGACCAGUCGCAGCCCCGCAAACCCAAAAAAGUCGACCCCUUCGAUGCGAUCCUGGAGCCGUUCUACUACAACAAGUCGCUUACGGAUCCCAUCAACACGGCCCGUGACAAAUGGAAUCUACUUCCAGCGUUCUUGAAGGUCAAGGGACUUGUGAAGCAGCAUAUCGAUUCUUACAACUACUUCGUGGAGGUUCAGAUGAAGAAGAUCGUCCAAGCAAGCUCGACUAUCCGCAGCGAGGUUGAUCACAACUUUUACAUCAAGUUUACUGACAUUUACCUGGGCUCUCCACUUCGUCCCGACGAGCAAGAUGUAGGAUACGGUUCUGAGGCCACUGUGACGCCAAACGAAUGCCGACUUCGUGACCUGACCUAUGCCGCUCCGAUCUACGUGGAUUUUGAAUAUGUCCGUGCUCGUCAGCGAGUCAUCAGAAGAGGAGUGGCCAUCGGUCGCAUGCCGGUAAUGCUGCGCAGCUCCAAAUGCGUGCUGGCAAACAAGACCCCCGCGGAAAUGCAUCUGCUGAACGAAUGUCCGCUGGAUCCGGGCGGUUAUUUUAUCGUGAAUGGGACGGAGAAAGUCAUUCUGGUCCAGGAACAGCUGAGCAAGAACCGUGUCAUCGUGGAAACCGAUCCCAAGAAAGAAAUCGUGCAGGCUUCCGUUACUAGUUCAUCGAACGAACGCAAGUCGAAGAGCUAUAUCAUUCUUAAGAAGGACAAGCUGUACUUGAGGCACAAUGUGCUCAGUGAGGACAUUCCGCUGGUUAUCCUGCUGAGGGCGAUGGGUGUUCAUUCCGACAAAGAAAUGUUGCUUCUCGUUGCCGGAGUGGACAAGGUCUAUCAGGAAGAUUUUGCCGUCAACUUUGAAGAGGCGAUCAAGCUCAACAUCUACACCCAACACCAGGCGCUUGACUGGAUCGGAUCUCGAAUCAAAAUCAAUCGCAGCAAGCAAACCUCUUAUAAACGCACUCACGUCCAGGAGGCUAUCGAGGCCAUCUCAUCCGUGAUCAUCUCCCACGUGGAGGUGACAGACAUGAACUUCAGGCUCAAGGCUGUCUAUGUUGCUCAUAUGGCACGUCGCGUGCUGAUGGCGAAACAUGAUCCUGGCAUGGUGGAUGACCGCGACUAUGUCGGAAACAAGAGACUUGAGCUGGCUGGCCAGCUCCUUGCUCUUCUGUUUGAAGAUUUGUUCAAGAAAUUCUGUUUCGAUAUCAAGAUGAAUGUCGACAAGGUGUUGGCGAGACGCCAACGGGCAGAGGCGUUCGACGCGUGGAGUGUCAUAAGUAUGCAUGGGAAUCACAUAACGCAGGGGAUGAACCGUGCUAUUUCGACUGGCAACUGGAGUUUGAAGCGUUUCCGUAUGGAGCGCGCCGGUGUUACUCAUGUCUUGAGCAGACUAAGUUACAUCGCGGCGCUAGGAAUGAUGACACGGAUAUCCAGUCAGUUUGAGAAGACCAGAAAGGUCAGCGGACCGAGAGCACUACAACCCUCGCAGUUCGGCAUGCUCUGCCCUUCUGAUACCCCCGAGGGUGAAGCCUGUGGCCUGGUGAAGAACUUGGCGCUGAUGACACACAUCACGACAAAUGACGAAGAAGGCCCGGUGCAGAAGUUGGUUUUCAUGCUGGGCGCGGAGGACAUUCAAACCGUGAGCGGCAGGGAACUAUACGGUCCUGGAGCCUACAUCAUAUCGAUAAAUGGAACGCCCAUAGCGCUUACGAGACGGCCGAAGCAUUUCCUCAAUUCUUUCCGCAGGCUCCGGCGCAUGGGACGGAUAUCCGAGUUUGUCAGUAUUUACAUCAAUCAUUAUCAGUGCGCAGUCCAUAUUGCAACCGAUGAUGGCCGAAUUUGCCGCCCUCUCAUUGUCGUCGAGAACGGCCGGCCACGGGUCGAGGCGCACCACCUCGAAAAGCUCCGGGAUGGUUCCAUGCAGUUUGAUGACUUUCUCGCUCAAGGCCUAGUGGAGUAUCUCGAUGUGAACGAAGAGAAUGACUCCAACAUCGCCAUGUACGAGAAAGAUAUCAACGACACCACCACACAUCUUGAAAUCGAGCCGUUCACUAUUCUCGGAGCUGUCGCGGGUCUCAUUCCUUAUCCUCAUCACAACCAGUCACCCCGGAACACGUAUCAGUGUGCAAUGGGUAAACAGGCUAUUGGUGCCAUCGCUUCAAACCAAUUCCUUCGCAUUGAUUCUCUGCUCUACCUCAUGGUCUAUCCGCAGAAGCCUAUGGUCAAGACACGAACCAUCGAGCUGGUCAAGUAUGACCAGCUUCCGGCAGGGCAGAAUGCGACGGUUGCGGUCAUGAGUUACUCCGGUUAUGAUAUCGAGGAUGCCCUGGUGUUGAACAAGGGGUCUGUCGAUCGAGGCUUUGGACGCUGCCAGGUGUUCCGCAAGUACGUCACAAACCUGAAGAGUUAUUCGAACGGCACAAAGGACAAGCUUGUGGGACCGGAGUACGAGAAUGGGGUGCCGAUCAGAAAGCACCAGCUUCUCGAGAGCGAUGGGCUGGCCGCUGUCGGCGAGAAAGUCAGCGCCGGAGAGAUCUACAUCAACAAGCUUACUCCGGAGCAGGCUAUGUCGGCUGGGAUUACGGGUUCGGAUGCCGGUAGACAAGUCUCAUAUACACCAACACCGCAAACCUACAAACUGGCGGAUCCUAGCUAUAUUGACAAGGUGAUGAUUUCCACUACCGAAGGCGAGAGCCAGAUCAUCAAGGUGCAGACUCGUCAGACUCGUCGGCCUGAAGUGGGUGACAAGUUCUCCUCUCGCCACGGACAGAAGGGUGUGGUGGGCAUUAUCGCAGAGCAGGCUGAUAUGCCAUUUACCGACGAGGGAAUUGUCCCUGACAUUAUCAUGAAUCCUCACGGGUUCCCAUCCCGAAUGACGGUCGGAAAGCUGCUUGAGCUUGUCACCGGCAAGGCUGGGGUGUUGUCGGGUAAUUUCGGCUAUGGAACGGCGUUUGGCGGUAGUCCCGUGGAGGAGAUGUCGGCCAUCCUGGUGGACAAAGGGUUCAGCUACGGUGGCAAGGAUUACCUCACGUCUGGCAUCACCGGCGAACCUUUGCCUUUCUAUGUGUUCACAGGGCCCAUCUAUUACCAGAAACUGAAGCACAUGGUCCAAGAUAAGAUGCACUCCCGUGCCCGCGGACCUCGCGCUAUUCUUACGCGCCAACCGACCGAGGGUCGCUCGCGCGACGGAGGUCUGCGUCUGGGUGAGAUGGAGCGUGACUGUCUGAUUGCGUACGGGACCAGCCAGCUUCUCCUCGAGCGGCUGAUGCUGUCGUCAGACAAGCAUGAGGUCGACAUCUGCGAGAACUGCGGGUUUAUGGGGUAUCUGAAUUGGUGCCAGCGAUGCAAGUCGUCGCGGGGAGUGGUGAAGAUGACGAUACCAUAUGCGGCCAAGCUGCUGAUCCAGGAGCUGUUCAGCAUGAACGUUACUGCGCGGUUGAAGCUGGAGGACGAGUUUCCGGAGUCGAGAGGGAAGUAA